Molecule: messenger RNA, 2892 nt
Organism: Chenopodium quinoa (quinoa)
Lineage: Eukaryota; Viridiplantae; Streptophyta; Magnoliopsida; Caryophyllales; Amaranthaceae
Product: microtubule-associated protein 70-2-like
Exons: 11
Coding region: 468-2387 (639 amino acids)
Biological process (GO): cytoskeleton organization
Molecular function (GO): microtubule binding
Source: RefSeq, a predicted model, not a curated record
ACGAAAAAUAAAUCAGUAACAAAUUCAAUGGUAAUGUAAUACACACAGAAACACAGAAAUGUGAUCUCUCUCACAAUCACUAGGUCAUGUCUGCUUAACAGCAAAGCGUCCCAGCUGAAUUAAUUCCCUCUCUUUCUCUCUCCUCGCUCUCUCUCUCACUCUCUCUCUCUGCUUAACUCUUCCUUACUGUAAUUACUGUCUAUUCUAAAAAAACAAAAUCAAAAUCAAACCCCAUUAAAUAAUUAAAUUAAAAGUAAUAAAUAAAUAAAAAUGAAAAAAACCCAAAAAACAAAAACCCAGAUUUGAAAUACCUCCAUUUCAAUCCUCUUCCUCUGCCACAUUGCAGAGAGAGAAACAAAAACAGAAAAAAUAAAGGAAGAAUUUUUGUGGGUUUUUCAUUUUGAUCUUCAAAAACAAAAAAAUUUAGUUUCUUUUUUUAAGGGGGUUUUCUUCCCCAUUUCACAGCAAUGGCUGAACAUCAUCAUCUGGGUGAUGAAGAGCUUAGUAUUUCAAUGGCUUCUUCUGAAAAUAGUACUGAAAUUUUACCAACAACAACUACUUCAACUAUUCAUACAUUGUCACCGACAAACCCAACUCCUCCGCCGCCUCUUGCGGUGUCUGGAUCGUUUAAAGAAGGCAAAAGUUCUUCCCGUCGACGCCCUUCUCGACGUCCGAGUCUUGAUGCCGAUGAGUUCUUGAAUCUUCUUCAUGGGUCGGAUCCGGUUAAAGUGGAGCUAAAUCGGCUUGAGAAUGAAGUCAGAGAUAAAGAGCGGGAACUUGCUGAAGCACAAGCUGAGAUCAGAGCAUUGAGGUUGUCUGAACGCCUUAGGGAGAAAGCUGUUGAAGAGCUCACUGAUGAACUGACGAAGGUGGAUGAAAAACUUAAACUUACAGAAAAUUCUUUAGAAAGCAAGAAUCUAGAAAUUAAGAAAAUCAAUGAAGAGAAGAAGGCAUCUAUGGCGGCUCAAUUUGCGGCAGAAGCUACCCUUAGAAGAGUCCACGCUGCUCAAAAGGAUGAUGACAUGCCUCCAAUUGAAGCCAUUCUUGCACCUUUAGAAGCUGAGCUUAAAAUUGCUCGACAGGAGAUUGGGAAGCUGCAGGAUGACAACAAAGCUUUAGAUCGUCUUACCAAAUCAAAAGAAGCUGCUUUAUUGGAAGCUGAGAGGACAAUUCAGUCGGCCCUUGCUAAAGCUUCAAUGGUAGAUGAUCUUCAGAACAAAAAUCAAGAAUUGAUGAAACAGAUAGAAAUAUGUCAGGAAGAAAAUAAGAUUUUGGACAAAAUGCAUCGACAGAAGGUUUCAGAAGUAGAAAAGCUAACCCAAACAGUACGGGAACUAGAGGAAGCUGUUCUUGCUGGUGGUGCAGCUGCUAAUGCAGUGAGGGAUUACCAGAGAAAAAUGCAAGAAAUGAGUGAAGAAAGAAAAACCCUGGACAGGGAGCUAGCUCGUGCGAAAGUAACUGCUAACAGGGUGGCCACAGUUGUAGCCAAUGAAUGGAAAGAUUCAAAUGAUAAGGUGAUGCCUGUUAAGCAGUGGCUUGAAGAGCGGCGAUGUUUACAGGGAGAAAUGCAGCAGCUUCGGGAUAAACUUGCUAUAUCAGAGCGAGCAGCAAAAUCUGAAGCCCAGUUGAAAGAAAAGUUUCAGCUACGCCUCAAGGUGUUAGAAGAGAACCUGAGGGGAGUUUCAACUAAUAGUAACCGAUCUACACCUGAGGGAAGAAGUGUAAGUAAUGGGCGUCGUCAAUCCCUUGGAGGAGCAGAUGUCAUGUCCAAAGCUAAUGGGUUUUUACCCAAGAGAUCGCCGAGUCUUCAAUCAAGAUCUUCUUUAACUUCAAGUGCUAGUAUGAUGUUAAGACAUGCAAAGGGGGUCUCAAAAUCAUUCGAUGGUGGUACAAGGUCAUUAGACAGGGGUAAAAUCUUGUUAAAUGGAAGUAGCUCAAACUAUGCUGCCAACCAAUCUUCUGAAGUAUCAAAGGAUUGUGAGCCUCAAAGUACUUCCCAGGAAAAUUCUGAUGAAAAGCCAAGUGAAGUACCAACAGCUGCUAAGGAAGAUAGUGUCCCAGGUGUAUUAUAUGAUUUGUUACAAAAGGAAGUCGUUGCUCUGAGGAAGGCUGGUCUUGAAAAAGAUCAAAGCCUUAAGGACAAGGAUGAUGCCAUUGAGAUGCUAGCAAAGAAAGUAGAGACAUUGACAAAGGCUAUGGAAGUUGAGGCCAAAAAGAUGCGAAGAGAAGUAGCUGCUAUGGAGAAGGAGGUUGCUGCCAUGCGCUUAGAAAAGGAGCAAGAGAACAGAGCUAAGCGCUUUGGUAGUUCCAAGGGUCCCAUGGCUAGCUCCCAGUUACUCGCUGGAAGGGCUGCUGGACGAGGUGGUUUAACACGCAGCACUCAAUAACAGCUAGCAAGAACAGCUUUAGGAGCUCUUUAGGAGUGAAACUGGACAGUUCUGCUCCAAUGUGUCCUUUUCUUAUUCUUUAUAUAUAUCUUAUUUGGUGAUUGAUUAUAAUAUUGCAAUCAGCACCCCAGUUAUUCUGUAUUAAGUGGAAAUUAUGGCAUCCUUACUUGGUAUGCUUCUGACGUUGACUGCUAUCGCCGUAUCGCAUGCUGAGACUUUCGGGUUAAGGAUAUCGAAGUAACUAACCUUAUGGCAAGAGUAUUUUCAAAUGGCAGUGGUGUGCUUGUUGUAUAGAUAGGGAUAUUAGUCUUCUAGCUCAUGUGCUGGAGCCCCUUGUAUUUGUAGUCAGCUAGUGUGAUGUUUUUCAGGUUUGUUAAUAUUCUUGGAAUCAGAUCAAAAUCAGAGUUGCAGUUUCUAUUACCGUUUCUUAUUGUUCCGUCUGCUUUCUUCUGUUGGUAUUGUUUAAGCUAACAAUGGAAUCAUAUAUAAGCGAAAAUUUAAUUUA